GGGGGACUAUAAAUAGGCCGGGUCUAUGGAGGAAGUCAGAACAGAAGAACUCAAACCAUCAAAAUGAUCAAAGCCAUCACAGCCAUUCUGAUUUUGGGCCUUGCGGCUCUAAGCAGCGCGGAACCCUUGCGCCGAAGAUUCUCCGCUCGCCAGGUGGAGGCUCCUGCCAGUCCAGCGCCUACGGGCUACCCAGAGGCCGGUGUCACACCCAGUGUACCCUUCGAUCUCCCCAGCUCGACGGCAAAGCCGGAAAACACCUAUCUACCACCCGAUAACACUUAUGGUCCUCCGGACAACACCUACGGCCCACCUGAUAACACAUACGGACCUCCGGAUAACGUUGACCUUCCCGAGGAAGGCGUCAAUGAGCCAGUGCCGGAAGAAUCCGAGGUACCUACCGACGACCUUCCGCCAACGGAUGAGGAGGAAGUGCCCGCUGAGGAUGCCAAAUUACUGCCUGAGGAGGAUGAGCCCGUGGUGCAGGUCCAGGAAGAUGGUUCUGUCAUUGUAGUGGCCAGCAGUCUGGACGUGCCUCAGUCUGCCCGUUUCUACCAGCGUUUCCCCCAAGGACGACGCCGUGAACUUCCUGUCCCGCAGCGCCUGAUCCUUCGACGCAACUUUUAGAGGGACAUUUCAUAGAUUACCUCAUCAGAAUCGAAAUAUUUGGUAUUAAAAUAAUGGGGUUAUUAGUUUAAAAUACUUGUUUCUGGUUAAAAUAAACUAUAAAUUACGGUUUUCAAAAAAUGAAUAUUAAAAAUAUGAAUAAAACGAUUUUAAAACUA
Molecule: messenger RNA, 782 nt
Organism: Drosophila ananassae
Lineage: Eukaryota; Metazoa; Arthropoda; Insecta; Diptera; Drosophilidae
Exons: 1
Coding region: 64-624 (186 amino acids)
Source: RefSeq, a predicted model, not a curated record